Molecule: messenger RNA, 939 nt
Organism: Phaeodactylum tricornutum CCAP 1055/1
Lineage: Eukaryota; Bacillariophyta; Bacillariophyceae; Surirellales; Neidiaceae
Exons: 2
Coding region: 16-939 (307 amino acids)
Source: RefSeq, a predicted model, not a curated record
CCAGCCCUGUCCAGCAUGAAGUUUGCGACUGUACAGGCGUGUCUUUGGUGGUGUGGAUACAUCCACUGCCUUCUACACACCAGCUCCUUUGGGCAGGCGACUUCGUGGAGUCCGACACUGCGCCGUCGGACAGUUAAUCUGUUUGAAAAUUAUCAACAAGCGUUGGUGGAUAUCGAUCUGGAGCCCUUUCAGAUACUCUAUCUCACGAACGAUGGUUCCACGGAAUCCCCGAAUAACAUGACCGAGAUGGAACUCGUCCAGGGCACACGAGCACACGUGAUGCAAUUUUUUGCCGCCGACGACGAGUUCGAAACCCUUUCACUGUACCAUACCGUACGCUCCGAUCGGGAGGCGCUGUUUUGGAAUGGGACCAAGGUGGCGUUCCGGGGUACCGCCGUUUACCGGACUAUCGGCAACGGCACGGAGGAUGCUACCGCAUUGGCCUCCAGAUUUCGCGACGCGAAAUUCAUGCAGCAACAGGAGUACUUGUGCUUUAUGGAAAAGAACGCUUCGAUGUAUGUUGAAAGACUACGAAAUUCGGGCUGGACAAGUUUGCGAGCAAUUAUGGUUAUGAGCAGUCGAGGGAAUAUGGUGGAGUACGUUGACGGGAAAAUGGUGGAAAGCGUUUCGGGAGGCAGCAGCGGUGAAGACACGUUGUCGCCGUUGUCAGGAGGAGGCGAACCCAUGGACGAGUCCAUGUCAAUGACGAUGUAUAUUGUAGCCAUUACCGUUCCAAUAUCCGUCGUGGUUCUGAUGUGCGCGUUCUGUACCUUAUACCGACUCCGCUAUCACGUCAACUGGCGCAGCACGGCAGCCCCGAAACAAGCCUGGCAAAGCGAUCAAAGACUUGGUGCGCAUGCCAGCAAAAAUUCGUUGCAGCACUCGAUCGAGGACGGUAGCGAAACCCUAAGUUGUCGGGAGAAGGAUGACGGGUACUGA